AUGACGAGUCGACUGAGCUUCGCGGGCUCAGAGUUCUCCGAGGAGGAGCUGGAGAUGAACCUGCUCGGGCCCGAGGAAGACGAGAGCAGCGACGGCGGCUCCAAGGGUCCGUUUCCCGACAGCGAGAGCUGCGGCAGCACCCACAGCGAGCCCGACGAGGGCCGGGCGCCCAAGAAACGCGCCCGGCCGGCGCGGUCCAAAGCCCGCCGCGUGGCCGCCAACGUGCGGGAGAGAAAACGCAUUCUGGACUACAACCAGGCCUUCAACGCCCUCCGCGUGGCGCUGAACCACGACCUGAGCGGUAAACGCCUCUCGAAGAUUGCCACCCUGCAGCGGGCCAUCAACCGUAUCUCUGCCCUCUCUGUCUUCCUGAGCACCAACCCUGCACCCGCGCCGGGGAAACCCUGUAACCACCUGGAGUGCCACGAGCAGCCGCCCGGGCUGAGGAUCGAGCCUGGGAGAAUGCCAGUGGGCAGCAUGCUUGUCGAGCCUCAGAGCUACCUUUUAGCAUGGCACCAGCAUGGCAUCAGUACCCUGGUCCAGAGCCCCGUGAGCAUGCACAAACCACCCUUGGAGCAACACGUGUAUAUGGACAGCUUGGGACACAUGAGUGCAGCAUGCCCUCCCUCCCCACACUACGCGUGUUAUCCGUCCCCCGAAAACCAGCUGUACCCCUCAGCCGGACACUGCGGGAGCCCCCUGAAUGAGGCGGGCAGCCCGUCGCGGUACGGGAGACUGGGAGAGGGAGUGGGUUUCCAGGCAGGUCUGUGGGGAUCCUGUGCCCAGAGUCAGGUGGAGGGUUAUGGAGAGCCAACACAAGCGCUGCCCUUCUCCUGGAGCUACCUCCAGGAACCAGUAACACAGCACUGCUAUUCAAUGCUUUAA
This is a messenger RNA of Chanos chanos (milkfish), 885 nucleotides long. RefSeq names its product basic helix-loop-helix family, member a9 (gene bhlha9). Gene Ontology annotation, biological process: sensory organ development; axon development; positive regulation of transcription by RNA polymerase II. NCBI's taxonomy places the organism in Eukaryota, Metazoa, Chordata, Actinopteri, Gonorynchiformes, Chanidae. Gene Ontology annotation, molecular function: E-box binding; DNA-binding transcription factor activity, RNA polymerase II-specific; protein dimerization activity. Bases 1 to 885 code for a protein of 294 amino acids. The transcript has a single exon. The record is from RefSeq and is a predicted model, not a curated record. Gene Ontology annotation, cellular component: nucleus.